AUGAAUCAUAAUGUAAUUGUCUUUGGGCACUUGCAAAUCUGCUUAGGAACGUCAACAGGGCAGGAGCUGAACUGCAUGAAUAAAUGUGAAGGAGCCUUUAGUUUACUCCGUUCCGUGCUGUCAACAGCGGAACGAGGAGUGAGCCGCCACGUGCCCGCCGGCGCGACCUCGGUCGGUCAGCGCGACCUCGGCCACCGCUCCAGACGCCCCCCGCUUAGUCCGAGCCUCCCCCUGGGAGAGGCCACACACUCGGCCAGCUCCUCAGAGUCUGAGCAAGAACGCCUGGCUCAGAAUGCGAGGCUGGAGCGUCCACGAGGGACCGCCCUUCCGGCUUCCUCCUGUUUUACCAACGAGGAACUCCAGGCCUGUGGUGCGUGGCGGCCCGGAGUUCACUGCCGUCGAGUUUCGGUGUCUGAACUGGAUCUCGGUUCUCCUGCUGCAAAGUGCUCCCUUCGAGCUAUGGGAGCCAUUGGAGAGUUAAACACAGGGGAACGGCAUGCUACAGUCUCUUCACUCUCACCAAACACGCUGUUGUGCAUGAAUGUGGAAGCCGACCCUAAAUCUCUGGAUCACAGUAUCAUAUGCAGGGGUACCAGUGGCUGGAUUAAGCCUCACUCCCCUGCAGGGGGUGCAGUAUGCAAGGCUCCAUCUCAGAAGGAGAGAAUGGCCUCACCAGACACCAAACCUGCCAGAGCUUUGACCUUAGAGUUCCCAACCUCCAGAGCUGUGAGCCAUCCAGGAUACAUUGGAUUAAAGGCUGGAGUCCCAGGCAUCUGUGAAGACAAGUCUUCAUACUAAACACAGGCACGGCAUAAGUGGAAGCAGCAUGAGGCCCUCACCAGAUGCAGCUGUCCAGCCACCAAAAUCAUGAGCCAAAUAAACCUCUUUUAUUUAUAAAUUACACAGUCUCAGGUAUGGCAACACAACAUGGACUGAACCAUGUCCCCUUAACCAAGGGAUCAAAAUGAACAUCAUCAGUGAUAUCAACAUUAUGUACCUCCUGAAAUGAUGUGCUGAGAAGGCCACAACAUCAUUUCUGUGGUACUAUUGCUAAAAAUGCAUAUUCUCAAUCUAAUCAUUAGAAAACAAUGGACUGAGGAUAUCCUACAAAAUAACUAGCAGCAUAUCCCAAAAUUUUCAAAGUCAUGAAAGAUAAGGACAUACUGAGGAACUGUCACGGAGGAGGAGACUAUGGAGCUACGACAACUAAAUGCAAUGUCAGUUCCUACAAUGGAUCCUGGAACAGAAAGGGGCAUUACUGGGACAAUUGAUAAACUUCUA
This is a messenger RNA of Microcebus murinus (gray mouse lemur), 1281 nucleotides long. The record is from RefSeq and is a predicted model, not a curated record. NCBI's taxonomy places the organism in Eukaryota, Metazoa, Chordata, Mammalia, Primates, Cheirogaleidae.